UGAAGAGAAAGGAGGCGAGACUGAGAUUGUUAGUACUUUUAAGUAUUAACAAUUUAAUUAAGUUUUUAUUUAAUUUCGUUAUUUUUUUUUUUUUAAGUUUUUACGUGAAAGACUUUGAGGAGUGAUUGUUUAUCAGCAACCAACAGAAAAUGGGGUCCGAGAUGAAAAGUACCUGCUACAAAUGCAAUCGCGUAGGACACUUUGCCAGAGAAUGCACCCAAGGUAUGGGAGGUGGCCGGAACCGCGAUGGCGGUCACAGGGACUCGGGCCGCGUGCGUGAGAAAUGCUACAAGUGUAAUAGAUUUGGCCACUUAGCCAGAGACGAGGAGGAGGCUGACCGAUGCUACAGAUGCAAUGGCACUGGACACAUUGCUCGCGCUUGUCUGCAAAGCCCAGAUGAGCCAUCCUGUAUCAACUGUAACAAGCCAGGACACAUUGCGAGGAAUUGUCCUGAGAGCGGUGGUUAUGACUCCCAGAGUAGGUCCAACCAAGCGUGUUACAACUGCAGCAAAACUGGUCAUAUAUCCCGUAACUGCCCAGAAAAUGCUAAGACUUGCUAUGUCUGUGGAAUGCCUGGUCACAUAAGCCGUGACUGUGAUCAAAAUGACCACAACUAGGUCAAUAUUAUCUAGGGUGUCGGGAUAUUUAUCAACCUUAUUAAUGGCAUCCGAUAUCAU
Messenger RNA from Ctenocephalides felis (cat flea), 677 nucleotides. Its product is annotated as CCHC-type zinc finger protein CG3800-like. Gene Ontology annotation, molecular function: nucleic acid binding; zinc ion binding. NCBI's taxonomy places the organism in Eukaryota, Metazoa, Arthropoda, Insecta, Siphonaptera, Pulicidae. The record is from RefSeq and is a predicted model, not a curated record.